This is a messenger RNA of Peromyscus eremicus (cactus mouse), 2380 nucleotides long. Its product is annotated as histo-blood group ABO system transferase 1-like. The transcript is spliced from 6 exons. Gene Ontology annotation, molecular function: glycoprotein-fucosylgalactoside alpha-N-acetylgalactosaminyltransferase activity. Gene Ontology annotation, biological process: carbohydrate metabolic process. Gene Ontology annotation, cellular component: membrane; vesicle; Golgi apparatus. Lineage: Eukaryota; Metazoa; Chordata; Mammalia; Rodentia; Cricetidae. The record is from RefSeq and is a predicted model, not a curated record.
UGUUGGAGGUCCACAGGGGAGGGGCCUGGCCACUCUUGUCCCUUGAGGGGUUUACACAGGGGGUCAUCACCCAGACUCUGUCUCCAAGAGAGUGACCUCAAUGUGUCUGAGCAACAAUCUUGGCCCUAUCUACAGGGUUAUCAGAGGGGGAAAGGCUCUAGAUUUUGGCAGUGAAACCACCAAAAGUGAAGGAAAACCAAAAUGCUACUCACUUCACCUCGGAAUCCUUCCCCUCACAGUGGUUGCCUUGGUCUUCUUUGGCUAUGGGUUCCUGAGCCACAGAAGCCAGAUAUUGGGAGACCCAGGACCUGUGACAAGGUGAGUGGAUUUGUUUCUGGUGUUGUCUUUUUGCAGGAUGGCCUAUGCCCAGCCAAAGGUGCUAACACCCAGUAGGAAAGAUGUUCUUGUCCUGACUCCUUGGCUGGCUCCCAUCAUCUGGGAGGGGACCUUCAACAUCGACAUUCUGAAUGAACAGUUCAGGCUUCAGAACACCACAGUUGGACUGACCGUGUUUGCCAUCAAAAAGUAUGUGGUGUUCCUGAAGCUGUUCCUGGAGACAGCAGAGCAGCACUUCAUGGUGGGACACAAGGUCACCUACUAUGUCUUCACUGACUGUCCAGCUGACGUGCCGCAGGUGCCCCUGGGUGCAGGACGGAAGCUGGUGGUGCUAACUGUGCGCAACUACACCCGCUGGCAGGAUGUGUCCAUGCACAGGAUGGAGAUGAUCAGCCACUUCUCAGAGGAGCGCUUUCUGCAUGAGGUGGAUUACCUGGUGUGUGCAGAUGUAGACAUGAAGUUCAGUGACCACGUGGGUGUGGAGAUUCUCUCAGCACUCUUUGGUACCCUGCAUCCUGGGUUCUACAGUAGCAGCAGCCGAGAGGCCUUUACCUAUGAGCGCCGGCCACAGUCCCAGGCCUACAUCCCCCGGGAUGAGGGUGACUUUUACUAUGCAGGGGGCUUCUUUGGGGGCUCAGUGUUGGAGGUGCACCAUCUCACCAAGGCCUGUCAUGAGGCUAUGGUGCAGGACAAGGCCAAUGGCAUUGAGGCUGUGUGGCAUGAUGAGAGCCAUCUGAACAAGUACCUGCUAUACCACAAGCCUACAAAGGUGUUGUCCCCAGAGUACGUGUGGGACCAGAAGCUGCUGGGCUGGCCCUCCAUCAUGAAGAAGCUGAGAUAUGUGGCUGUGCCCAAGAACCAUCAGGCAAUCAGGAACCGAUAGCUGAAUUCCUACUGGGGAGGCCAGACCUAUAUCCAGGGACACAUCAUUUCCGAAGUGUCACCCUCUCCCCCACUCAGAGUCCAGCACCCAGUAUCACUUGCCUCACCACACACUGGGCCCUUGGAGUGACAGCUGCCUUCAGCUCCCACUGUGUCCCUAAUCUCCUAUUCAGGGAAAUGGUAGCCAGAGCCUUCAGAAUAUGGGAGAAACUCUGUCAUGCAAUUACCUGAAGGCCUGAGCAUCCUCACACAGGCAUGUGCCUUCCUCUGUUGGUAGGCUUGAAAAAUGGCCAGUGCCCUUAGGAAUAGGCAGAGGGCAGGGAGAGUCACAGCCUGCAGGCCUCAGAGGUGCUUAGCUCCUGUUCAGCCCAGCUGGCAGAUCAGCACACUGUGACCAUCACCUCUGCUCAUUUUUGGUUCAUUUGGGAAUAACUAGUUAUCCAUUCUGGGAAUAAAUGUAUUUCUAGAUGAUAUAGGAGGUUUUUCAUUUUCCUUUCCUCUUUUGAGGUACUUAGGAUUGAACCCAGGGCCUCAUGGGUGCUAGUCAGACAUGCUGCCACUGAAGUCCGGGCUUUCUCCUAGAGACACAUGACUGAAUUUGCUGAGUGUUAGGUCCACUACAUUGUCUUUAUACUCUGGUUUCCAUUUGAAAUUUCCAAUAUAAAGUGGUUGUUUGGCAGGUCACUCAAUUUCUGCUUUAACACCUGCAGAAAUUGAGUCUAAUUAUAUUAUCUCUUCGGACAUGACAGAGUUAAGGAUCCAGGUAAUUUUUGUCACGUGUGGUGCUGCAGGCUUAUAAUCUCAGCAUUUGGAAGCUGGAAACAGGAGGACCAGAAGUUCCAGGCAAACCUGAGGUACAUGGGACCUUGUCACAUAAAAGCAUUUGUCCAGGUGCAUUCUGGAGGCAGAGGCAGGCAGAUCUCUGUGAGUUCGAGGCCAGCCUGGUCUACAGAACAAGAUCCAGGACAGGUACCAAAAACUACACAGAGAAACCCUGUCAUGAAAAACUCCUGCAAGUUGUCCUCUGCUCCUCCCACCCCUAUCCCCCCACAGACGGAGAGAGAAAAAAUGAUCUGGGUUACACAGGUGAACUAGAAGAACAGACUGAACCACCAAGGGCUGACAUGUAAAUGCCAUCUUCUGAAUAAAGAAUCUCCCUACA